Messenger RNA from Paramormyrops kingsleyae, 4184 nucleotides. It is a transcript of the gene cnot3b, whose product is annotated as CCR4-NOT transcription complex, subunit 3b. NCBI's taxonomy places the organism in Eukaryota, Metazoa, Chordata, Actinopteri, Osteoglossiformes, Mormyridae. Gene Ontology annotation, cellular component: nucleus; CCR4-NOT core complex. The record is from RefSeq and is a predicted model, not a curated record. Gene Ontology annotation, biological process: regulation of DNA-templated transcription.
GCGUAACAGCGGAGGAGGGGGAUGUUCCCGGCGGCCAUCUUGGAUGUGAAGAGUGAUUGUUUGGCGUAAAGAAAUAAUAAAAUAAAAAUUAUUACUUGAAGAUUUGUGGAAUUAGUGUACCAAAAGACGGAUUAUAAGACGAAGGAAAGUCCAGAAAAUUCAGUGAAAGACGGUAUGAAGACAGUAUCAUAGUCCACAAGUCAUGGCUGAUAAAAGAAAAUUACAAGGUGAAAUAGAUCGAUGUUUGAAAAAAGUGGGGGAGGGUGUUGAGCAGUUUGAAGACAUCUGGCAGAAGCUUCAUAAUGCAGCUAAUGCAAAUCAGAAAGAAAAAUAUGAAGCGGACCUCAAGAAAGAGAUAAAAAAGUUGCAGCGUCUUCGUGACCAAAUAAAGACAUGGGUUGCCUCCAAUGAAAUCAAAGACAAAAGGCAGUUGGUUGAGAAUAGGAAACUCAUUGAGACGCAAAUGGAGCGAUUUAAGAUUGUUGAGCGAGAGACAAAGACAAAGGCCUACUCCAAGGAGGGUUUGGGACUAGCACAGAAGGUGGACCCUGCUCAGAAGGAGAAGGAGGAGGUGGGACAGUGGCUUACGAACACAAUAGACACACUAAACAUGCAGGUGGACCAGUUCGAGAGUGAGGUGGAGAGUCUAUCAGUCCAGACUCGAAAGAAGAAAGGAGACAAAGAGAAGCAGGACCGCAUUGAAGAGCUGAAGCGUUUUAUUGAGAAGCACAGGUACCACAUACGCAUGUUGGAGACCAUCCUGCGAAUGCUGGACAAUGAUUCGGUGCAGGUGGAUUCAAUACGCAAGAUCAAGGAUGAUGUGGAGUACUACCUCGACUCCUCACAGGAUCCCGAUUUUGAGGAGAAUGAGUUCCUCUAUGACGAUCUGGACCUAGAAGAUAUCCCCCCAUCGUUAGUGGCCACCUCUCCACCUGGUCACUCCCACAUGGAGGAUGAGAUCUUCCACCACUCCAGCAGCACUCCCACAUCUACCACCUCAUCUUCCCCUAUCCCUCCUUCUCCUGCCACUGGCACCACGGAGACUUCAGAGGAUGAUAAGAAACGUGGAAGGUCUACAGACAGUGAGGUCAGCCAGUCACCUGUAAAGAAUGGAAACCCUUCAUCUUCCUUGUCCUCCUCCUCAUCAUCCUCUUCUUCUGGAACCUCUUCCUCCUGUCUUGUCUCCAUGGCCAGCACUGCAGCAGGCAGCAGUAGCAUGGCUGGGGGAAACACUCUCUUGGGCAGCAUGGGAGGCCUCCUGCCUAGCUCUGGCAGCUACAGCACAGUGACUCAGCAGCAGCAGUCAGCACAGCAGGCCCAGCAGCAGAAUCAAUCCCAGGCCAAGAACUCUGUCAGUUCUGCUUCUUCCAACAGCAACCCCAGUCCAUCGAACCUCCUGCUUCCUACGUCUUCUGCCACUUCGCCUCCCAGUUCUAGUGCACCUAUUCCCCUAACACCAAAUUCACAGUCCCAGGCUCCAUCAGGGCCUACCUCUGUUUCUGGCCUGGGGCUUGGGCUUGGUCUGGGCUUAGGAAAAGGAGUGACAGGGGUUAGUGGAAGCAGCCAAGUCUCUGGCCUGGGGCUGUCUGGAAUGCCAUCUGCCCUCAACAGCAUGGCUGGGAUGCUCUCAGCUUCCACCCCUGCCCCAUAUGCACAGGCUGCUGCUUCAGGGGCAGUCGGAAGUGGUCUGGGGGGUUCUGGUGGAAGUAGCACCAGUAGCACUAGUACUAGUGGAGUUGGAUCGGGGAGCAGUAACAAUGGAAGUGGGUCAUCUGCAAGUUUGCUGGGCUCCAGUCCUGCAGUCGCUGGUGUCAGCAGUGGGAUCCUGGGCUUAGGUGCAAAUCACACUGCAGCCCCAGGCCCUCCACAGGGAGGUUCGAGUCCAGCAGGUGGGUUGGCACCUGGGAGUGGCUUGGGGGUGAUCGGUGGCAAUGGUGGAACCUCAAGUACUUCUGGAAGUAGCGGAGUCGGAACAGGAAAUGGGAUUACUGCCAGACCUCCCAGUGGGCAGAAGCAGAAUGGGACCACUAGUUACAGUUCUGUAGUGGCUGACAGCAGUACAGAUUCACAUAGUGCAGCCAGCCAAUCGCAAAGUGGUCAGCCUUCGUCUGUCAAUUCCACUGCAAAUCCUCCUAAGGACAGUGGCUCAAGUCUGCUGGGGUCGAUGACUCUGCCACCCAGUUCCCCUUCGCCCUCCUAUAAUGAAAACAAGUCAAACAGUGGAAAUCUUCUGAAUGGACCUCAUUCCUAUACACCAAGCUCAGAAGGCUUGAAGGCUCCAGAGCCACUCAGCUCUCUGAAGUCCAUGGCAGAGCGUGCAGCCUUGACAUCGGGACUGGAUGGGGAGGUGCCCAACCUGCAUCUUACAGACAGAGAUAUCUUCCCUGGUUCUACCACCUCAUCUGGCCCCCCUGCAGCCCCCCAGCCUUCUUUAUCUGAGGUCAGCAUCCCUCCUUCAUUGGGUGUCUGCCCUCUGGGUCCUGUUCCCCUGUCCAAAGACCAGCUGUACCAACAAGCCAUGCAGGAGUCUGCCUGGGCUCACAUGCCUCACCCAUCUGACUCGGAGAGGAUCAGGCAGUAUCUAAUGAGGAAUCCAAGUCCCACCCUGCCUUUCCACCACCAGGUGCCCCCUCCACAUUCAGACUCUGUGGAGUUCUACCAGAGGCUCUCCACUGAGACACUGUUUUUCAUAUUCUACUACCUUGAGGGAACCAAGGCUCAAUAUCUUGCAGCCAAAGCAUUGAAGAAGCAGUCAUGGCGAUUCCAUACGAAGUAUAUGAUGUGGUUCCAGAGGCAUGAGGAACCAAAGACUAUCACAGAUGAGUUUGAACAGGGGACGUACAUCUACUUUGACUAUGAGAAAUGGGGCCAAAGAAAGAAAGAAGGGUUCACAUUUGAGUAUAGGUACCUUGAAGACCGGGAUCUACAGUGAGAGACUAAUGAUGGAAAAGGGUUUGAUACUGUUGACAUUCCUGGACUGAGCUGAGUACAGCAAGGAGAGACAGGUGCUGAAUGGAAUUUAAUGCUUCAUAAGAAUGCAUCUGAACCUUCUUCCUGGCCUGAGGCCCCCUCACCACCACAUACCCACCAUGUGAACGCAUUUGAACCUCCUUCCUAGUUCUGUGCCCCCACCCUCUCACAACCUCUAUCAUUAGUUUGAAGCUCUUUGGGAUCGAAAUGAGCUAGAGGUCUGUAUUGGAAAUGACUGUCUCUCUAUGUAUUUUGGUGUAGCUCGCAGUUCUGUUGAGAACCAAAGAUCAUUGGACAUCGCUUCCAUUUGGAAGUGUGGCAGUUGAUAAAGUGUCAGGAGAAAAGUCAAGACAAAAUUGGGGAGACCUCCAGGACCAUGACAUUUGACAGCGUUUCUCCCCCUUUUCAGUUUCCGAAGAUGCAGCCUAAAAGCAAGUCUAGAUUACCACUCUUGCCAAAAGAACAUUUGUAGACCUGCUCUAUCACAGCCCAUAAGACAUCUCAUAUCUCUGUCAAACCUGCACAGAGCCAACAACUAUGCAACAAAGCCCAGCUUCAUCGCUGUUACCAAAUCUAAACCAUGGGAGUUACUGUGAAAUUUGAGCAGUGCUGAGGCUUAAGUGAGACAGGAUUCUGUUAAGCUCAGGAGUUGACAGCGUUUCCCAUUUUGGCAAGUGUAAAACUGCAUUCUGAGUAAUACAUUCAGAGUAGCACUUCAAUAAGACACUAAAACCAGGCCCCCUUAUGAAUUAACACUUUGGUUCCCCCCCAUAAAAAUAAUGGGUAUUAGCCAAAAAAUUUUAUAUGAAUACUUUGUGGCUUUGCAAGGUUGCAAAAUUUGGUGAACACUCAUUCUUCUAUUUGAGGUCCUUUUUUUCUUGGCUGUUUAGUCAUGCUUUAAUUUUUUUAAUGUGGGAGUGCAAUCUUAAAUGAAGUAAAAGUAUUACAUUAUCUGAGGGAUGGAGCGGAAUAAAACCCAGACUUUAUGCCCCAUAAAUUGAACGCCCAGUUUCAUUAUUAUGUUUACUUUUGGUGAGAGAAGGGAAUUUAAGAAUUCAGAGAUGAAAUGUGAAAUUCUCUAAUAAUGUUGUAUAGACUUUACAUGCUUAUUUGUUGUCAUCUAGACAGCAUGGUAAUUAACACUUCAAGCGAAGCUGAAAAAUAUCCAUGAAAAGAAUUGUAAAAUAUUAAUAAAAUUACUUUUCAGAAAUGUC